Messenger RNA from Caenorhabditis angaria, 3317 nucleotides. The record is from the annotation of a GenBank genome assembly. Lineage: Eukaryota; Metazoa; Nematoda; Chromadorea; Rhabditida; Rhabditidae.
AUGAGUAGUGACGAAGGACCACUUCCCGAAUUACCAAAAGUCAAACUGACGAAAGCUGAAAAGAAAGCGAAAUAUCGAACGGAUUUUCCGGAACCUAUCAAAUCAAGGAGAGAAUAUAUCUCGGUAGGUAUCCUAGGAAACCAUUAUAUCCUCUUAAUAUUCUCAAAAUCAAAUUAACCUAUUCCAGAGAUUAAACGAUAAUGACGUUGAUCUGCGAACCAGUUUAUAUGAGAAAGCAUUCUUAGAAUAUUUUGAAACCGAUUUUCGAGAAACUGACAAUAUUUUCGAUUCGGUUGUCAAACAUUUCAAAGCAAUGCCAGAUCGAACCAAACAAAAUCCAAGCAAUGCUGCUGGAACUUAUUUGAGGACUUUUCAAAAAUGGCUAUCUGAUCGAGAAGAUUUUGAUGCGAUAAAGGAAAAGUAUUUGACAAGAGAUGUUCGAAUUGCAGCAUUGAUAAGUUCUACUGAUGUUAUGCAUCAUUUUCCGAUGAUCUCCGAUAUUUUUGAUUUGCAUAAUGAAGAUUUAUCGAGCAUUUUGCUGGAAAGUAUCAAUGAGAAAAUCGCGAAAUUGGAAUUCAAAGAAGCAGCGGAUAUCAUAACGAAGAAAGGAUUCAAGGAUAAAUUCACUCUCGAAGAUAUUGUUAUCCCUUUGGUUUUGCAGGAUAAGACAGUUAUAGCAUAUGAGUAUAUGAGAGAUCAACCUCGUCUUCAAAAACAAUAUCUCAAAUGGCUCGACCAAUUUAUUGGUGAACCUGAAGAAAGUGUUGAAGCAAAACUAGCUAUUUGGCGAAAAAGAAGUAUCAUGACUGUGAAUCCGAGUAAAUUUGUUGGAAAGGCUCUAGAAAAGUAUAUGAAUUCUAUAUUCAACAAAGUUGCGAAGGAAUAUGAAUUUGAUUUGGAGCAAGCUAGAGAUUCACCGAACUUUGAUAGCAAACGAAAUGAUAAAGCUUUGAAACACUUGGUUAGCACACGAUUCGAUAAAGAUGCGAAACAUCAAUCGACAGAUGAUGUCUAUUUCCAACACAUAGGAACUACUCUAACUCAUUGUACAACUAAAAUACGCGAAGGUUUUCUGCAUUAUUUAUGGUCUUCGGGAGAACGAGAAAAAAGGUGUGUUUUUGAAAAAAAAAUGUAGGGAGAGACGUAGUUGGCAUAUUUCAAAAUUCCGCUCGUUCAUCGAGUGAUGCCCUAUUCUACAAUUCGCCUCAAAUUUUAUAUUUUUCAGAAUCGACGCAUUGAGUUGGGUAAAACAUCUGAACAUCGACCUGAUUAUUGAAUUUGUUCCUGUAGAUAUGCUCGAUUUUUAUCGAAAAAACGAAGAUCCUAGCAUGAUUCGAGAAGCUGAAAAUUUGAUCGUGAAAAGGAAGUCACUGUAUGUUGCGGAUGAUAGAAUAUUGAGUAUAGAUGUGAAAGGGAGAAAUAUUCGAAUCAGUCUUGUUGAAAACGAUGCUGCAAUGGAACAUUUGUGCACAAGAUUGAAGUUUUUCGCGAAGCCAAAUGAAGAGCGUUUAGUUGGAAUUGAUACAGAAUGGAAACCAUCACAUUUGAUCGGAUCAACUGUUUUCAAAAUAGCGAUAAUGCAGGUUUAUAUCGAUGAUACGGUAUAUUUAAUUGAUUGUGUGAAACUUGAAACUGAUUCGACGAUGAGAAAUGCCACAUGGUUGAAAUUUGCGCAACGACUUCUGAAGGACCCGAAUUUGAUUGUUAUAGGAUUCGAUUUGAAGAAUGAUAUUGAUGCAUUGUUAUCAAUUAAUGCCUUGAGAGAUAAUUUCAAAUUGGAAACAUCACAAAAUAUUCUGGAUUUGAAAAGAUUCACUGAAAAUGUGAGUUACUUUGGGAUUACGAUCUCGGAAUUUGUCAAACUUUAAAUUCAACAAUGAAAACUUACUUAUUCACAAUUUUUACUUUUUCAGAUUUGCGAAGUCGACAUGGAAAUCUUGGGUCUUCUUCGGAAAACAUUCAAAUUGGCUGAUUUAACAGAGAAGUUCUUGAAUAUAUCGCUCAACAAAGCUGAACAAUGCAGUAAUUGGCAAAGUCGUCCACUGCGAAAACAACAAAUCGAAUAUGCUGCAAUGGAUGCUGUAGUCGUUGUUGAUCUUUUCAAUGUUAUCAGAGACUUUGCCCAAAAAUCAGGAAAAAUCGAGCAUUUUGAAGAUUUUGUGAAAGAAUGCAACAUAAUGGCACCGAAAAAGGAAAGUUCUCGAAAAGAUCAUCGAAAAUUGGACAACUUGACGUGGAAGGAAAUUUAUGAUGUUUUGAAAGACCGAAGGGAUCCAAGAAAACCACUGAAACGACCAAACGAGAUGCUAUGUAUUGUUGAUACAAUGUUAUUGGGAUUUGGAAAGUAUCUCAGAAGAUGUGGAAUUGAUGUGAUUAUACCAGUCGAUUUGCGAGAUUUUAAUAAAAAGUUGAAAGCCAUCAAAAGUUUGGGACCGGACAAAAUGCGACAUAUUCUAACAGUUCCAUCAAAAUCACACGAUGUUCUCAAGAAUGAAUAUCCUCACAAUGUGAUUGCAUUUCCUGAUUUGACUUUGAAAUCACCAAUUGAUCAAGUUUCCGAUUUUUUCGAUCAUUUCAAUAUCGAUCUUCAUCCGGAUGAUGUUUGUUUGCGAUGUGCUGUGAGUCAUUUCAAAUAUGUUUCUUUCAUUAAAUAAUGAAAUAAUAUUUGCAGGAUUGCAAUCAGGAUAACUUGGCGAAAUUUCCAUCUCCAUGUGUUCAGUUUUUGCACCAAUACAACAUCAUUCAUUUGCAAAAUGUUUAUCGAGCUGAUAUGUCGGAAUUCCCAUUGGAAGGUAAAUAUUUUAAAAUAUAUUUUUGCAAAAAUGUGAUUUUUUUUAAAGAUUGGUACCAAAAAAUGAAGCGAAUCAAACCUGAAGAUUAUGAAGGAAUCGAGGUGAAAAUGUCGAGACCAUCGAAAACUAGCGAUUGGAUUGUCGCGACAACUUCAGAGGCUAAUCUGCAUAUCACGUGAGUUUUGGGGAACAUCUGAAUUUUAAAAGGGAUGAAAAUUGAAUCUCCUGAAAUUAUUCCUGAUUUUCAUGCAUUUACAGAAAGAACGUGAUUAUCCACAACGAUUGCGUAGAAGCCGUUGAUGUUCGAAUCAACAAAGUUCCAGAUGACACGUUCCAACGGCCAAAUUUAGUUUUCUAUAUUUGUGGCGAUUGUGGAAAAGUGAAUUAUGACGGAAAAUUAAUAAAUCCGGUAAGUUUUUCGCUAUUUCUUCAACAAAACUCUAACACGAAGAUUUUUUUCAGGGUUCAACGUGUUCAUCGACCAGUAACAGUAACGAAUCUGUAUUAUCGACGGGUAAAAAAUAA